Messenger RNA from Benincasa hispida (wax gourd), 2460 nucleotides. Its product is annotated as long chain acyl-CoA synthetase 4-like. Gene Ontology annotation, biological process: fatty acid metabolic process. Gene Ontology annotation, molecular function: long-chain fatty acid-CoA ligase activity. Gene Ontology annotation, cellular component: membrane; endoplasmic reticulum. The record is from RefSeq and is a predicted model, not a curated record. Lineage: Eukaryota; Viridiplantae; Streptophyta; Magnoliopsida; Cucurbitales; Cucurbitaceae.
UUUCAAAAAAAAAAAGCAAAAAUUUGUCAUUUUGAAAAGUCAAGAUCCUUCCUUCAUGAAAUCAAAGCAACCCCAUUUAAAAAUAUCCACAAGAAAAAUGAAGUUAGAGCCAGCCUUGCCCUUGCAUUUGAAAAUCAAAAUUUGAAAUCUUCGAUUUCAAUCCUAAAUAAAGUUCUCAAAUUUUGGGAACCUGUUGAAAUUUCGGAAGAAGAAAAAUGCAGAGGAAGUACUUGGUUCAGGUGGAGGAGGCUAAGGAAGCCGCCGCUGACAGGCCGUCGGUCGGGCCGGUUUACCGGAGUAUUUUUGCUAAGGAUGGGUUUCCGCCGCCGGUUCAAGGCUUGGAAACCUGCUGGGAUAUAUUUCGAAUGUCUGUGGAGAAAAAUCCCGGAAACCGGAUGCUUGGGCGUCGGAAAAUUGUUGAAGGAGAUCCAGCUAAAGCUGGUGGAUAUGAGUGGCUAACUUACAAAGAAGUCUACGAAUUGGUGUUGAAAAUUGGAAACGCAGUCCGCAGUCUGGGUUAUGGACCAGGAGAAAAAUGUGGAAUUUAUGGUGCUAAUUGUCCUGAGUGGAUCAUUAGCAUGGAGGCUUGCAAUGCUCAUGGGCUUUAUUGUGUUCCUUUAUAUGAUACUUUAGGUGCUGGUGCCAUAGAAUUCAUUAUAUGCCAUGCAGAGAUUUCCAUUACUUUUGUAGAAGAGAAGAAGAUCUCUGAGCUGUUGAAAACACUCCCCAACACAGCAAAGUUUCUUAAAACCAUUGUGAGCUUUGGUAAAGUUUCAGAUAAUCACAAGGAAGAGGUUAACAAGUUUGGUUUGGAAAUGUAUUCUUGGGAAGAGUUUUUGCAAAAGGGAGAUAGCCAACAAUAUGAUCUUCCAGUGAAAGAGAAAAGUGAUAUUUGCACCAUCAUGUACACCAGUGGGACAACUGGUGAUCCCAAGGGAGUAUUGUUAUCCAAUAAUGCCAUCAUAGCACUUAUUGCUGGUGUCAAACAUUUGCUUACAACUGUGAAGGAAGAGGUUCAAGAAAAUGAUGUUUACAUAUCAUAUCUUCCGCUUGCACACAUCUUCGACCGGGUGAUUGAGGAGGUGUUCAUUUUGAAUGGUGCCUCCAUUGGAUUCUGGCGUGGGGACGUGAAAUUGUUAGUUGAAGACAUUGGAGAGUUGAAACCAACUAUUUUCUGUGCAGUUCCUCGUGUGCUCGAAAGAAUUUAUGGUGGUUUGAACCAGAAAAUAUCGUCGGGAGGCCUCUUAAAAAAGUCGUUGUUUAACUUUGCAUACUCAUAUAAAUAUAAGCAAAUGCAGAAGGGGAAAAAGCAUGAAGAGGCAGCCCCACUUUUUGAUAAAGUUGUCUUUGACAAGGUGAAGAAGGGAUUAGGAGGAAAUGUGCGAAUCAUUUUAUCUGGAGGAGCCCCUCUCGCAGCACAUAUCGAGACUUUCUUUCGAGUCGUAUCAUGUGCUCAUGUUCUACAAGGAUAUGGUUUGACAGAAACUUGUGGUGGAACUUUUGUCACAUUACCAAAUGAACUGCCAAUGUUGGGAACAGUAGGCCCUCCAGUGCCUAAUGUGGAUAUCUGUCUUGAAUCAGUACCUGAGAUGGGGUAUGAUUCACUUGCUAACACGCCUCGGGGUGAAGUAUGCAUCAAGGGAGAUACGUUGUUUUCAGGGUACUACAAACGUGACGAUCUUACCGCAGAGGUGUUAGUUGAUGGAUGGUUUCAUACAGGGGAUGUUGGCGAAUGGCAACCGGAUGGAAGCUUGAAAAUUAUUGACCGUAAGAAGAAUAUCUUCAAACUUUCCCAAGGUGAAUAUGUUGCAGUGGAAAAUCUAGAGCUGAUUUAUGGCCUCGUUUCCGACAUUGAAAUGAUAUGGAUAUAUGGAAAUAGCUUCGAGUCCUUCCUUGUUGCUGUUGUUAACCCUAAAAAGCAAGCACUUGAGCAAUGGGCAGAAGAAAAUGGAAUAAAAGGGGACUUUGAUGCUCUCUGUGAAGACAAAAGGGCAAAAGACUAUAUACUUGGACAAUUAUCAAAGAUUGCCAAAGAAAAAAAGUUAAAAGGUUACGAAAAUAUUAGAGCGGUUCAUCUCGAUCCCCUUCCAUUCGACAUAGAGCGUGACCUUAUGACUCCAUCUUUUAAGAAGAAGAGACCUCAAUUGCUGAAAUACUAUCAGAAAGAGAUCGAUGAAAUGUACAAGAGUGGGAACAAGCCUGUUGCUUAAGGAAGAAAAAUAUUGAAGAUGACAAGGAUUGUAAAGGUUCAUAUUUAUAGGGAAGUUCAGCUCUUCCCACUUAUUUUUUCUGGUUUUCUUAGAAUUAAACCAGACCAUCAUAAUUUCUUCUUAAGGCCAUUAUUCAUUUUUCUGUAUCACAAGGGUCAGCUCUUUCUUUACUUUUGUUUUAAUUGAAUUGAAUGUUAUAAAAGAAAUAUAUCAAAAUUUAUCCUUAAGCUUGGCAAUUUUAUUAAAUUGA